Triticum turgidum subsp. durum (durum wheat) is the source of this 1596-nucleotide messenger RNA. NCBI's taxonomy places the organism in Eukaryota, Viridiplantae, Streptophyta, Magnoliopsida, Poales, Poaceae. The record is from the annotation of a GenBank genome assembly.
AUGGAGCUCCAGCGCACGAGCACGACACAGCAGCCCCUGCCGGAACUCGACGCUCCUCCUCCUGCAAAGAGGGGGCGGAGAGCUUCAUCAGCUGAAACAAAGGCUCAACCCUGCGGAGAAGGUGACUUUUGUCAAGAUGCCACAAAAACGAAACAAGACUUUGAGCUUGACAAACUUCCUGAGGACAUGCUACAUCAUAUACAUUCCCUCAUGCCUGUAUUAGACGCUGGUCGUGCUGCCUGUGUGUCUAGACGAUUUCUGGGUUCAUGGAGAUGCUACUCGAACCUCACACUCAACAUACAAACACUAUGGUCGCCUGGCGAUAAAUUUGAGGGAAGUGAAAUGUAUUUCAUCAACAAAGUUGACAAAAUUCUUAGUAACUAUUCUGACAAUGGGAUGAAGGUGAAGACACUAAAACUUAAUCUUUGGCAUUGUAGCAGUGUGAGUGCCUCCGACCUAGGCCGGUGGCUCAGAAUUGCUGUCAAAUCUGGGAUCAAAGAACUUUGCUUGUCGCUGUCUCCUUGCAUGAAGGAAAAGUACUGCUUCCCAUGUUCGGUUUUAUUUGAUGAGGCGGUUACGAGUUGGAUCGAGUCCCUCUAUAUCUCCAACUGCACUUUUCAUCCCAUAGAAACACUUGGCUGCUUUAGAAGAUUGAAAAGUUUAGUUCUGUGCGGUGUUCGCAUUACUGAGGAGGGACUACGACAGUUGCUCCCAAAAUCUUUCAGCUUAGAAUGGUUGGAGAUCUUUUCGUGCAAUGAGAUAAUUUGCUUGAAGAUACCUUGUACACUGCAGAAGCUCAAGCUCCUCAAGGUUGGAAGGUGUCGAAAGAUUCAGGUGAUAGAGAUCAGUGCCCCAAAUCUCUCCGCUUUUCACCAUUAUGGGUUCCCGCCAGAGAUCUAUAUUGAAGAUUCUUCCCAGCUUACGGAAGUAUAUUUUUCAUCUUUAUAUCCGUCCGGAAUUCUCUCUUACGGUCGUGCAAAGCUUCCAUCUAUCGCCAGCAAUGUUGAGAGGCUUACCCUGGUGUUCUGCGGUGAGAAUGUCAACACUCCAAUGCUUCCUGAAAAGCUCCACCACCUCAAGACUUUGGAGUUUGAACUUCACGGCUCAGGAGCCUGCUCCCCUGUCUAUGAUAUCUUCUCUCUGGUUUCUUUUCUUGAUGCUUCUCCUGCCUUGGAAUCUUUGAUCUUGCGUGUAGGACGAAACGCCAUAGUAGAUCAUUGUGAUGCUGGGGACGAUGUAUACCUAAAGGGGAAAUCAGCAUGCCAGCAUGACCGCCUCAAACGGGUGACGAUCACGGGCUUCUGUUCAGCCAAGAGCCUGAUUAAGCUUGUGAUCAGCAUCCUUGAGAGCGCUCCUUCACUCGAGCGCCUCACGCUGGAUACGACACCGCGUGGCUGCGGUAGGAAGCUUGGCGAUACUAGCAUAUGCACUGCCGCAAAAUACAGGAGUAAAUGCUGUUGGAUAAGCAAGAGAUCCCUCAAAGAGUCUAACAGAGCUGUUGAGGCUGCAGGUAGAUACAUCGCAGGGAGAGUUCCAUCGGCUGUUGAAUUUGAGGUCCUUAGCCCUUUAGGCAAUGCCAUACUGGCAACCCGGUAG